AUGAACAGGUGGCGCGGCCAUCGUCUCCCGAAAUUAUUUACAACGACGCACAACUACGCACAGCGUUGGUGUGGUAAGCAUAUUUUUGUGCAUGUGGUGAUACCAGCAUUGCUUUCGCAAUUCGUUGACGUACAGUCACGUGAUAACCGGAAACCGAACAACUUUGAUGAUUCUGCUCUUGAUGACCGCGAUGCUGGCUUGGGCGAACGGGGUGGAAGCGAGAGCGCGACGCUAGGUCUUCAUGGGGCAGGACGUGACGAAACGAGGGAGAACGAGAGUAGCAACAGAGCUGAGAAAAGUACUAGAGCGCACCACAUCAAACACAAUCUUCGAGAUCAACGUACUAAUUUAUCCUUAUUUUGGCGCGGUCUACUCGUUCACAAUUUAUCUUGCAGCACUCGUUCUAGAAGUACUUCUACUCGGUCGCAAUUUAUCUUGCAGCACGAGUUCUACUUGUUCCUCAAGAUGAGGAUGAUAAAUUCUGAGGACUUGUAGUUCAGAACCAAACUGAAUAAAAUCUUAGUACAGCGCAAUCUCCUGUCUCUAUCAUGAAAACAACCGCACUAACAGACCCAGACGCCUUUCUACUUGAGACCGACACUAUUGAAGGCGAAGACUCUGCUGAGGCGCCGAGUUUAUUGAUAUCUGUGGACCCAACUGGUGAGAUCUCGAGUUUCAUAGAAAAUACGGCCAAAGAAGACCCUGCGGCGAAUUCUGGCGUUAUGGCUUGAUUUGACGUUAGCAAUACACAUCAACACCAAGACGAAGGGUGUACUAUAUGUAGGAGUCGACGCCUAUACAUCUAGUCAUACUUGUUGAAUGUCAAAAGCUUGACCAAGCCGGCCUAAGUUUGGACUUGGACUGACGAGUCAAAGUCUGUAACAGUGGGGACUAAAAGAUACGCACACACAGAGUAGUUUAUAGCACGCAUGGCGCAUGGAAUAGCAUGGAGCGCAGAGCUUUAAGGGGCGCAAGAAGCUCCCCCUUUAGCUCCAUGCUACUCCAUGUGAUCCAUGCACUCCAUGCCAUGCGAGCCGUGGAACCUUAUAAAUUGCUCCGGUAUAGAUAUCCUGCAUAUGCUGCCGCCUCAGGACAUGGAGCUGUAGUUAGAGCUUUUUACGUAACAUCCGUCCCCCGAUAUCUCGUUUGCUGAUACUCCUACGACCAGGUCUAGAAGUGCUACCUAUCUGUAUUAAUUUUCUUCCAUGUGAUGAACCCCACUUCUUCCGUUUUCAUGAAUAAGUUAACACAGUCAGAUAUGGAAAGAAAAAGUGGACUCAACUUCAAUAACUUGACUAAUUUACUUUAUUUACGUCAGAAAACUAGCCAGUUAACUGAGAGUGGUCGAGCUUGGGUCGCGGAGGCAGGUCAAAGCGAGAGAUGCCAUGGAAGAUCUACUAUUUGCGGUGGCCUCAGCCACACAAGAAUGAGUCCAGUGGAUGUGACUUUCCUUCUCUGGUGUCUGUGGCGCCACCUGGUGCCACAGACCAAAUUACAAGAAAAGCGUCAUCUCCUGUCCUCAUUCUUUCGUGCCACAGGCCACCAGGAAUAGAAGAUCUUCAGAUGGCAGCUCGCUUGGACUGACUUCGACGACCUGCGCUGGACCACUCUCAGCCACUACCUUAACUGCUUAGCUAGUUAACACUCUCUACUUUAAGCUAGCUGAAAAUUACUUACUAGCUUGGAGCGCCCGAGAACAACCCCUCGCACUAGGAUGCUCCCCCCCCCGAAGUAACCCACGGAACAGGUCGGCAAUUUUUUAGCUCUAGUUUAAGCAGUUUCGCUGAAAGUCAACUUCUUGGAUUUGAAUGGGCCAAAUUUCGAAGCCUUCCGCAUUGUUUUGCGGCUUUGGGACGGAUUAAAUUCGCUGGCUUUGAAUUCUUCGAAUUCCAAAACUUUCGACUUUAGGCCUUUCCUCUGAGAUUCAAUCUCCUGGCGUGGCAAUUUCUCAAAUUUCGAGGCUUUCCUUAUUAUUUUGCCCAUUAGGGAUUAGCAUUAAACUCGCCGGAUUUGGAUUUCUCAAGUCCCAAAGUUUUUGACUUUCGGCCUUUGUCUGAAAUUCAGCGUCUUGGAUUUGAAUUUCUCAAACUUCGAAGCUUUCCUUAUUAUAGAGUAAGGUAAAUAGCGGGCUUCGGGUUGCUCGAGUUGCAACGGGUUGCUCGGGUUGCCGAAGCGCAGGGGUUCCAAAUCUGGAACGGGUUGCCACGGGUUGCCAGGAGAAUCCUGACCCAGCAAAAUGGGGCGAAGCCGGGCGGUAUGGGGGGGCAUUUGUACGCUCGAAGUUAGGAAAUGGAGAAGGGCGCAGUUUCUUUUUUUUUUUUUUGCUCUUGAAAGGGGCAGCCACGUGCGAAGGGCUCUGCAGGCUUUCGGGCUCUUCUUUUGUAGCGUGCGGACGCGUGUUUGAAGCGAAAACAAGGAGCGCAUGCCCCUGCUCUCUGUUGUUUUUUUUGGGGUGAGUGGCGCUGUGGUGUGUCGUCUUCGAGUCGUUGGCGAUCUCUCCCUUUUUUCUUCGGGUGCGAGCGUGGCCAAUCUACUUGGGGGCUGAGAGCGAGUUUCCGCCUGCUUGCUUCAGCGGGCGAGGUGUCCAGUCUUGGGUAUAGCAGUAAGCAUACUGGAGGGGGUUGCUGAAUUGAAAUGGAUUGGCGCGCUAUCUAUUUAUAUACGAGCAACUACGGCGCGGCGCGUGGUCGUGUCGUGCGCUCUUGUUAAGGUCUGGUCUCUCGUAGGGUCAUAAAUCUGCGCCCGAAGGGCGCCGCGCAAAGAAUUUGGGUUGGCAACUCGAGCAACCCGAGCAACCCGACCCGAUAUGGGUCAAAAAGAGCCUAGCUCUAUUAUUAUUUUGCCGCUUUGGGAUUGAGUUCGUUGAUGGGCUUGGGUUUCUCAAAUCGCAAAAUUUUUGAUUUUAGGCAUUUUCUCUGACAUUCAAGCCCCUGGAUCAUUGGCUCAGGGGUUUAUGCGUAGGGCUCACGGGUUUACGAGUUCGCAAGUUCGUGGGUUUAUGCGUUUGAAUUUCUCAAAUUUCGAAGCUUUCCGCAUUAUUUCGUCCCUUUGGGAUUGAAUUCGCCGGAUCUGAAGUUCCCAAAUCCCAAAACUUUUGACUUUAGGCACUUUUUCUGAGUUUCAACUUCUUGGAGUUGAAUUUCUCGAAUUCCGGACCUGCUUUCGGACUGCUGCAUUCGUAGGAUAUGAAUAUCUCAAAUCCCAAAGCUUUUGACUUUGGGCGCUUUUCUGAAAUUCAGCCCCGGGCUUCAAUUUCUCAAAUUUCGAAGCUUUCCGCAUUAUUUUGUCGCUUUGGGAUUGAAUUCGCCGGAUUUGGAUUUCUCAAAUCCCAAAGUUUUUGAUUUUGCGCAAUUUUUCUUCGAUUCAAUUUGAGUGAGAUUAUCUGGGCUUUUUAACUUUGCGCAUUUUUGCUGGAUUUGAAUUUCUCAAAUUUCGAAGCUUUCUGCGUUAUUUUGUCGCUUUUGGAUUAAAUUCGCUGGAUUUGGGUGCCGCACUCAAAUCCCAAAACUUUUGACUUUGAGCAUUUUUUUCUGAAAUUCAUUUUGCUGGACCGUGGGUUCCUGGGCUUGGGAGUUCUGGGGCUUCGGGCUUCCUGAGUUCCUGGAGUUCUGGGGCUUCGGGCUUCCUGAGUUCUUGGGCUCUUGGGUUCCUGAGCUCAUGGGCUCAUGGGUUCGCGAUUUCAUGAGUUUGGUUCGUGGGUUCAUGGGUUUUGGGUUUGUUGGUUUUUGUUUCGGAGGUUGAGGGGUUGGGGGUUGAGGGUUUCGGGGGUUGUGGGUUUGGGUGUUGGGGGUUGAGGCUUCGGAGGGGAAGUGCUUGCUGAGUUUUAUUGCUCUUAAUAUUAAUCAAGGCUUUGAAGUUGAGCCCACUCUUCCCUUUCCAUAUCAGGCCUCUAAUGCUGCAGGUGCGGCGCUUCAGCAAGCGGACGAGCCGACCGUGCUGGAGAGGAUAGAAAAGAUACGAACGCAGGUCACUGACCAACAUGAAAAGACCUUGGCGGUGAUUGCGGAAGCGGAGUUGGCCCUGCAGCAGUCGUCGAUGAACAUGAAAAAGGUACUUGUUAUGAUUGUUAUGACUUGAUUUAAAGUUAGCAAGAGUAUAUUAUAUUAUGCGCGAGUUGUGCUACUUUGUAUUCAAGUGACGAGCAGAGUGAACAGCGCGUCCUCUUGGCCGCUGUGCUGUCGGUUGGAUUUCUUCGCUCUCAUUGAGAACGCCGGCUGAGCGCGUUUCCUCAGUGCCAGGAGCCCUUGACCGGGGGCCCCCAGAGUAAUCGCUCUCGCCGGGAGUGCGGGACUCGCUAUCUUGAGCUGUCUCCAGCUCGGUAGCAGUCGCCAUCCCUCCUCGCGGGGACUCUUGAGAUCUUGGAUGGGGGAGAGCUCCUGGGAGCAAAGCUGCAACCAGCAGCACCGCCACUCCCGACGAUGCUGGCGCCGCCCAUGACCUCGCAAGGGGUAGGUGACGCAGCAUCGGGAGCCCCUCCGGGGGCCCUCGCAGAGCAUGUCGCCUGUGCCUGCUCUGCAGGGGGGCGCGCUAGGCUAUGGAAGCCGCACGCUCUCCGCAGGCUGGCCCGUCACUGCAGGGUCUGGCUGUCUGUUAUUUUCGCCACCCCGUCAGUGCAGGGGCUAGGCGCCACGAGUAAAGAAGCACUCACUCACGCACAAAAAGAGCCAUGUAGGCCCCUCUCCGCGGGAGCGGGAACCUUCCCAGUGUGUUCAGUCAAGAGGGCCGUGAUCUCAUAGCGACCACAAUCAGACCACAGAUGAAGCGUCUGCCCCUCUCUCAAGUGAAGACCCAGUCUCCUUUUGCGUGGUGUGGUCCAAAAGGGUCCAGUUCUGGAGCAAGGCAAAACAAAGAUCCAGGCUUGAAGCAAGGCGCUCAGGCUUCUGCGGUCCCAAGCGGUGCCACGUGUCGCCAGGUGGGCUGUCGCAGUCAGAUGCGUGCCAGGAGCGUCGUCGGGUGCUCCUCAAGCGUGCGCCAGUGCGUGCCAAUGGUGAGCGUCCGUGAGGUCUGUAGAAAGGAACGACUAGCCUGAGGGGCGUUGUUGCCAAUGUGCCAGAUAGUCUUUUCCCUCGACCACGCACCCACCUGCAGGGACUCAGGGGGGAGCUCCUCCUGCGAGAAGGCUCAAGAAAGCGCUUCACGAUAGUGAAAAAACUGAAGCCGCGCUUCUCUCCAUUCUCACAGGGAAAGGGUGUUCACAGGGAAAGGGGACUCUAGCCCGCCUCCCCUGUCCCUCCAGUCCAUCGCCUGCGCCUGUCGUCGAUCGUCUGCGCCUCCUGUCGUCGAUCGUCUGCGCCUGUCGUCGAUCGUCGGCGCUUGUCGUCGGUCGUCUGCGCUUGUCGUCGGUCGUCUGCGCCUGUCGUCGGUCGUCUGCGUUUGUCGUCGAUCGUCUGCGCCCGUCGUCGAUCGUCUGCGCCUGUCGUCGAUCGUCUCCGCCUGUCGUCGAUCGUCUGCGCCUGUCGUCGAUCGUCUGCGCUUGUCGUCGAUCGUCUGCGCCUGUCGUCGAUCGUCUUCGCCUGUCGUUGAUCGUCUGCGUUUGUCGUCGAUCGCCUGCCGUCGAUCGUCUGCGCGUGUCGUCGAUCGUCUUCGCCUGUCGUCGAUCGUCUGCGCCUGUCGUCGAUCGUCUUCGCCUGUCGUCGAUCGUCUGCGCCUGUCGUCGAUCGUCUGGGCCUCUCGUCUGUCGUCGAUCGUCGUCGGCUGUCGAUCGUCUUCUGUCGUCUGUCUUCUGCUCUCUGUCUUCUGUCUUCUGCCUUCUGUCUUCUGCCUCCUGUCUUCUGCUUUCUGUCUUCUGCCUUCUGCCUUCUGUCGUCUGCCUUCAUCUGUCGCCUGCUUUCUGUCGUCUGCCUUCUGUCGUCUGCCUUCUGUCGUCUGCCUUCUGUCGUCUGCCUCUUGUCGUCUGCUUUCUGUCGUCUGCUCUCUGUCGUCUGCUUUCUGUCGUCUGCUUUCUGUCGUCUGCCUCCUGUCGUCUGCCUUCUGUCGUCUGUGUUCGGCCUCCUGUCGUCUGUGUUCGGCCUCCUGUCGUCUGUCUUCUGCUUUCUGUCGGCUGUCGUCUGCGCCCUGGUCGCGUCUACUCUAGCGGGCGGCGCGGUCUGCUUUUCGUGGCUUUCCACGAAAAGCGGGCAAAGGAGAACACAAAACAACGCCUAGGAACUCUAUCCAUAUGGCCUUGGGCGGUGGGCUGGUGCUUCGUGUGCGUGAGUGGGACGACCUCAACACGCCGAAGAAGCAGCUUGCUGGUGUUGUCGAGAAAGCAACAGCUGCUGCAGCACAAGCUGGCGCAAAGCUUCCGGAUGUUGGUUUGAAGUUUAUGGAGGACAGCCCACAGCUCGCAAGACAUCUGCAGCAGCUAGCCCAUCUCUUGGCGCAGAAGCUGCAGGACAAAACAAGGAAGCUGCCGGGCAAAACAAAGAAGCUGCCAGACAAAAGAAGAAGAGGACCGCGACGAGGCCAGCACACUCGUCGAGGAGGUUGGGCUGGUGGCUGAUGGCAUGGCGAAGAUGGUGGUGAUGAAGAUGCUGGGGGCAUUCUUCGAUGGUCUUGAAGCAGAUCCGGACGCGCUGAAGAAUCGCGCUGGCUUGUAGGGUGUUUUAUUAGCUGGCGAUGAUGAUCUGCCUGAAGAUCCCUGGCCCCGAGCUGUUGCGAAGGGUGCGGCUGCGCUCGCCCCAAAACAGGCCUUGCCCAGCGUCGUCACCUAGUAGCAGCCGAUCGGCCUCAUCUGCUAACAGCGUGAACAUCAGCGGACGCGAAAAAGAGCAAGGAAGCCCUCCAGGCUGAGAGAGAAAGGCAGAAGCGUAAAAAAGCAGAGGCGUCGGCGCUGUUCUUCGUUGUAGAAAUUCGCGGCGGGCCGAGUAGUCUGACAGAAGGGCGCCCAGGUCUUUUGGUGGACGUGGAUGCUUACCAGAUCAAACCGCUUUCGCCUACUGGUGGCGAAUUCCUCAAGAGGAUGAGCCUGCCCAAGAGGAAACAGCACGGCGCCAAGGCCGACACUGCUUUGGGGGCUUCGACGUUGGUGGAGUAUUACUGUCUGAAGGUGUCACACCUCUGCGCGCUGUGGAUGGAGGUUGGCGGGCAGGCUCCUGAUAAGGAUUAGACGCUGAAAGGCUCGCAUGGUCUUCGGGAUCUUGCGCAAGAGGGCACACUUAUCGAGGGGAAGGCCACCGAGGUGCAGGGCUUGGCGCUGUCUUUGUCGUUCUUCUCAGACGAGAAAGUGGGCGGGAAGCGGGGCAACGACGCUGCUGGCGAUAUAAACCUGAAGAAGCGGAAGAAGCAGGAGCGUUUGAUUGGGCUUGUUAUUUAUCUUCUGCGCUACUGCUCUCUAUGGGUAUCGCUGCACUCAGCUCCACCGCCGACGCUCAGAUGCUGCCGCAGUCUAUAACGAACGGAGGCCUUUUGGCUUAUUUUGCAUCUAUAGCCCUUGUCCCUACCGACCCUCCUGCCACGGGCUGCGCGCUUUCUUACUUAGGCCUCGCCUCUCUGCGUCUGAAAGUCUUCAAGACUGGCCCCACGCUCGGCCCCGAGCUUGGGUCGAUUUCUUCCUUGGGUCAGUUACAUGGGCCGCGAGAGUGGGCAGCGUAUUAUUUGAGUCGAUUUUUUGAGCGGGUCUUUUGUAUCGAUAAAGAACAGAAGCACAGUGGCGCGCCUCCGCCUUAGGGCUUACAUUGUGCGGCUGAAGUCUUUCGAGAUCUCUGACCCUCCAAAUGUGGCGCGAGCGUGCCUCUUUUGUUAUGAUUUGAAUCCAGUUGCGAAAUUGAAGCUCCAACAUCUUGCAAGAAUUCCGAACAAAGUCAAGCGCUGGCGCGGUCUGCGAAAUUUUCUCGAGGGUGAAGGUGGUUUUCUGCUGCUGUGCAUGCGUCUGGUGAUCCUCUGGCACUUUCUGGUCUCGGCUUGGGGAUCUUCGCUAACUCCUUGCCUUGCUGUGUUGUGUUUUGUCUUCUCAUGUUUCUGCGAUCUCAGUCUGCUGCGCUGCUUCCUUGAAGGGUCUCUGCUGGUUCUUGCUGGUGGUGUGCUUGUGUGUCUAUUUCUGGACGCUUUUCCGUUUUAGGUCUUUAGCUGGUUUCCUUGGGUCUUUCGGCGGCCUUCGCUUCACAGCUCACCAAACACCAAACACCGCCGCCACCUGCAGGCGGCUUCGCACUCUUAGAGUGUAGGGCCUUUCUUCCUCAUUCGGUUGAAGUAUCUUCGAGUAGUUAGAAGCCUAGCGCUUUUGUGUAGUCAAGCCGUAUCGAGUCAGGCUCCCCCUUCUAUCGAGGAAUCUUGCUUGGGCGUCGCAAGUAGUUCAGGGCGGCCUGGGUAGUAACAAUGGGCAAGCUGUCGGCAAUAAGUACCCUGGCAAGCCGGUGGGGCUUAAGAAGAAGAGCGCCCUCAAGUCUUCCGCCUUAGAUGGCGCGGCGGCUGGCAACUCCGGGGACGCUCUUAGCCAUGCAGCAUGGACGAAGAACGUCUCCGGCGACGUUUGGGAGGGGGCGGGCGUUGGCGCUGAUCAGCUUGCUGACGAUGCUGGCAAGUCUGUGGCGCAGGGCGUUCAGGGUGAGAUCGCUUCGAACAAGAAGGGCAGGAAGGUGCUGAAGAAGGAGAACAUCAGCGAGGAAACCCGCGACAGAACCCGCACGCAGUGCCAGGAGUAUGGACGCCUCUGGCUGGCGGAUUCCCUGGAGAUGCGUGACGACGUGCCGGGCGUCGGCCUAUAAGUCGCGCAGCGACGGCGCAAAGGAGUUUGCGACGGGAUAUCACUCGAAGCAGGCGGCUGCGCUCUUGUAUCCGGAGCGGCGGGAGGGCCUGGCCCUUUCCAAGGUGCUGCGAGGCGAGUCACUCACCAAGUAACGCAUUGCGUACUGUUCUCCUUGGCAGCGCUCUGCGCAACUGGUUGACCCAGAAGCGCGCGGCCCGGGCCAUGUCGGAGCCGCAGGCCAAGGAGUGCGAUUCGUGUAGGGUUUCUGUACUUCGGUUCUGGCUGUUUGGCAUUGGUGUCAACAUGAAGGACCAGCGGCACAAAAAUGACCGCGGUCACUUUGUCAAUUUUCGUCCUGUGCGUCAGCAUCUCGCUCGACAUUUGUAAACUUCUUUUGAUCGCCGGGGCUCACUUUGAUCACUGGCCACCAUUCGGGUCGCAUCCUUUUCCGCAACUGCUUGGCGCCGGCAAUGUCCCAGCCCCCAAGAUUCUGGCCUGGUUGAAGAACGGGCUGGCGCCGUAGAUUUUUUUGAAGAAAGAGGGCGGUAGUUCUUAUGUGUUUUGCGGCGGCACACGCUACCCGCCCAAGCUUGUCGCAACGCUCUGGAGCUGGACUGUCGGGCCGCCACAGCUGGAAGCUGUGCGUGGGAGCGUGGAAGUGACCAGAGUCAAAGUAAGACACCCACGUCAUCCCUGAAAGGUGCUCCGUCUGCGUUUAUUGUUGUCUCUUAUCUUCUGCGGCUUUAGGGUUGAGAAGUCUCCUGGGCUUUCAGGAGAGCGCAACUCGCAAAAAGUUGCGUUCUCUUGGAGAUCAGUGACCGCCAAAAGCGCUUUGCUUUGGCUUAAUCUCCGGCACUAAUCGCCCUCAGCUCGCCCUACCACCCCACAGACAGCGGCCCCGCCAUGCGUGGCGAAAUACUAAUACGGCUCGCGCUGGCAGGCUUUGGGAACAAGAAUCUUCGAGGCCGUGUAUGGCGGGGGAUGGGGGCUGCUUGAUGGGUCAGAGGGCUUUGGCCCAGAAGCUUUGCUGGUAUUCCUAUUCCUUAAGAAGUCGCACCAUAUUAAGGGACUACACCAAGCCGGCGAAGCGCGAGCGCGCUGGAUUGGAGAAAGACCUCCUUGGAGACUGUUCGUUGUGAAACCACCCGCCAGGCCAAGAAUUUGGCCGAUAGUGAUUGUGAUUGCAGUGCGUUCUUGGCGGCGGGCCUCCAAGAUGAAGCAUGGCAACGAGCGGAACUUCGGCGCCAAGCCUCGCAGCUGCUUGCGCCAGUUUGUCGCCUUGUUGUGUUCUUACGCGCUGGCCGAUCCGGUCGCCAAGAUCGAGCAUUUUGCACUCGGUGGCGUAUGUAAAGAUCGCGGCGCGCAGCCAUCUGCUAUAGCUGUGACCUGAGAAGAAAAGCAUCGCCAACAAAUAAAACGGCGCGGAGGGCUGGCCGCUUGGCGUGGCGCUGCGACUGCUGACGGGCUUGGCAAGCUCGGGGGCCUCGGCGUCUGUCUGGAGACGUUCAACGAGAUCAAGAACGACCGCGCCAAACUAACUGGAGCAACAAGCGCCACCCAAGCCCAACGACGCCAACCGGGCCACCGUUGCCCCGCAUCUGGCCAGCAGUAUCCAAAGAGGCACCGAUCUGCGCGGGCUGUCUUCUAUGGGGUCUCCGCCUCUUGAUCACCAAGGCCAAGGCGUGCGGGCGUGUCGUGGAUCUCAUCUGUUUGAAGAUCAUCGGCCUGAUGAAGUAGCCGCAGGAGAUCAAGGAUGAGCUGGCGGCCGCCUCACCGCAAUGGCUGGCUUGCGCCUCGUCUGUCGCCCCCCGUGAGUACUGCCAGAAGUUGGCCCCUACAAUGUAUGACCAUGGUCGAUGGUGGGCGUGGGCGCGCAGCUGUGUGUCCGUGCGGGCUGUGGCGCUUUGAUCCGUCAGCACAUCAAGAAGCCGGGGACGAAGGACGAGAAGGCCGCCAAGGAUGCUCGAGGCCUCAAGCCCAUGCCGUUUCACCAGGUGGAGGGCGUUGACGCUUUUGCUGUCAUGGUGACGAGCCUGGAGAAGCUCUCCGUGGAAGAGCUGGAAAAACGUGAUGGCGGCAACAAGCUGGCGAUCUUCGGUUCUCUGUUCCCGCUGCUCUCUGAUGUCUUGCCAGCGUCUCCUCUUCAACAACAUCAAGAGCUGCAGAGCACCGCCGCCGAUAAAGCUGCCCAAGACACGGGUCAGCUGCUUGCUGCGCUGAUUUCUGAGCCGGCCAAGAAGCGCAAACGCGUGGGGCAAUCGAUGGCGGACACCUUCGAAACGAUGGCGAAGCAGGAGGCUGGCAACCGCGUGCCAAGGACGAGAAACAGAAAGACGCCGCUACUGAACUAGGUGGAGGCGCAGCUGUUGGGCCUGGGGUGGAGGGCGUGGCCGAAUUUCGUCUGGGAUCGUCCUCGAGUGGAAACGUUGGGCGAGCGUAGGCGGGGCGCGCUUUCGUCUCGACUCAGCUACGUCGUGGGCCCUUUUGAGUCUGUAACUUUUCAGCACUAACGCUUUUGGCGGGACAUGUUGCCGCGCUAGCAGACAGCACGCAAACCAGUGCACAGAAUGCAGCUGCAUGCGGGGGGCUGUCUAGUUAUAAUUAGGUGUGAAGUUAGCGGAUAACUGCCCGCAAGCGCUUGCUCUUGAAACUUUUUCGCCAUACGCUUCGGCGUAGGGCUGUCUUGCUCUCUAAUCUUGACUGUGUCGUAAUGUCAAGACUGCAGGCCUUACAGAUUUCAUCGCGCUAACUUCUUGGGACGUUCGUCGAGCUAGCUACUUGAGCGCUAGCGCAAGCAAGGCCUUUCGGCUUGCUCUUUCUCCUCAGCGCGCACAAAGUCCGCACAUAGUUGCGCACUCGCUUGGCGGUCGAUUUGCCGGCCGGAUAUGGGCAAGCUAUCGCGCCAUGAUUUUUCGAAUUUCUUUUACUGAGGUGGCAGCCUCGCUGGCGCCAGGUGUUACCACUUGCACUUACGCCGCGACGGGUUUGCGGCUUAAAAAUCGGCGAACACAUGCAAGGGCGCUAGCUGUUCUGUGCGCGUUUUUUCCUCUCACUUCGCUGCGGCUUAGCUUGGGCCCUAGUCUACCUAGUGGGCGUCAGAAUGUCGCUGCGUGUUUCUUUCAGAAGGCACAACCUUGCAGCGAGCCUCUUCGGCGCCCAAACAAGAGUCGGGCCAAACAAGAGUCGGGCCUUCGGGCUUUCGUUUUCUGCUUCGAUGGUGUUUGGGCAAAACAUCGACAGGGCUUGGGCUGUAUUUUGAGCUCUUUCAUACGCAUGCACAAAAAACAAAAAGCAACGCCUUGGGCUCAUUGUGUCGCGCCGGUAGAUGCCUCGCUUGCUGCGUGUCGUUUAGUGGCGCAACCCAGGCGAAGGCCUGGCCUCUAUUCAAGGGGUGACCAAAUAGGGCCGCCCAGGUGGGGCGCUUCUUCUUUAGCAGUUAGUGCAGUUGCCGCUGCCGGUGGGGGGCGCUGCGGUUUUGUGGUGGCCUGGCGUGCGAGUCGGGGGGCGGAUGGCCUCUUCUUUCUUGGUCGUGUUGAUCUAGAUGGACUACAACUCUUCGCGCAGUGCUCUCUUUGAUGCUUUACCUAGGGCUACGGCUCACGCAUCCUCAGAACCGUCCCCGGCUUCUUUUUGAAGGGAAAAAUGGCUCGGGGAUGGGCUCAAGGAUGCGCCGUGGUAGCUCCGCGUCGGAGUAGUAGGAGGACCUCCCUCACCAGUCGGAGCUGUGGCGGUCCAUAGCGGUGCGCGAUGUCGGGUUGGGCGGGUCUUGGCGGGUUGGUCUUCAGAGGACCACCUUGGAGGGCUUUUAAAUAGUUGAAAAGUGAAACUUUUUGGGCCAAGGCUCGGGCUUGUCGCUUUGCUAAUAGCUGCCCAAGUUGGUUCCCAUGCUUCUUGUCUGAUGAAGGCAGGGAAGCAAAUGGAUCGCCAGGAACAAACUCGCAACAACUUGCAGCGGGACGGCAUAGGGCUCCGCGCUUUCUGUCUCUGGUUUUUGUGGUUUCUCUGUCUCUCUCCCCAGACUUGUGGGGCCUUUGGUGUUGUGCAUUUGUUUGGGGGUUUGGUGGGUGGCUGCGCCGCAGACUGGUCCGCCGGCUUGUGAUGCUCUCGGCGCAGCGGUUGGCCUGGUCGUGUGUGGGUUUUGUCGCCUGCGUUUUCGGAGCUUUUGCGGGCUCUGUGUUUAAAAGACUGACAAGGGCAGGGGCCGCGCGCGUAGGCGUCGGCGUCGAUCUUUCCGCCGGGAUUUUCUGCCACCCAUCGGCGACCGUCGGGCGCGGUGUUCUCCAGGUCUCUUCUGUUCUCUGUAUGGCAUGCAUGCACUGCAAGAGCCAGGGCAGCCAGGCUGCGCAUGCCAUGCCGCCGCAGGCUUCCCCUUUCUGUAGCAUAUACGAACGCAGGAGCGGCCAGGCCCAUGCGGGUGCGCCUUCUGCGUAAGUAGCACACACGCAAGGCAGGACCAACUCCAGAACCUUGAAAAAAUCCCCAAACUUUCCCCACUUUUUUCUCCUCCUCUCAGAGGAGGGAGGCAGGGAUAGGCCAGGGGUUUUCUCGUUGCACGGUUUUAGCCUUUUUUUUUUAGUUGUGCAGCUAUUGAGAAGGCCUGGCGCACUCCCAUAGACCCCGGCCACCGCAUGACUGUGCGCCGGCGGGGCCGUCGACAUCCGCAUAGAGCGAGGCAGACACCAAGGCCACCCGGACUGCCGCGCAUGGAGACAGCACCGGGAGCAUGGGUCUGAUCCAGGCAAGGGGCUCCUGCGGCGCUUUUUGGUCAAAAAAGUGGUGACAAAUAUGCGGCGCAUUUUCCUCAUUUUUCGAAAGAAAAUGCUGACGCGUUUUACGGGGGCUGAAGCGGCCCCACCUAGUGGGGCUUGAGGGGUGCUCUAAGGCGCAAAAGUGUCGCCAAGUGACCCGCUUCGUUUGGGAUGUCAAAGUGGGCCCUUUUUGUUCCCCUUUUUGACACCCCUCCCAAGCGUCUCUGAAUGAUCAAAGCGUCGCCCGAAGGGCGGCGGCCCUUCGUUCUGGAGACGCCUGCCGCGUCCAUGCUUCGCCCGCCCAGGGAGGGAGCCCCGCUCCGUGGGUCCACUGCAAAGCCAGCGGAGUGGCGGCGUCGGUCCUGAGGGGUCGGGCCCUCCUCAGGCUGGCCAAAUUAAAAAAACAACUAGGCAGCUGCGCAACGAGAAAAGCUUGGGUCUAACUGGUUCACCUUUUUGAUAGAUAUCCACCAGGAGCGGCGUGGUUUUUGGCGCGCAAAAAUGCAGCAGAUUCUUGCCGCUUUGUUUUCUGCUCUUUUAUUUUGCGGAAGGCAGGGCUUCAAGGAGGAAGAAAAUGCGAAGAGCUUGGGGAAGUUCUGGCGGCGUUUUCUCUUUCUGUCUUCAUCUUCUGGCUCGUUGCCUUUUGUGUCUGGUUCUUCAUAUGUGAAUCUCCUCCAAGAGGUUCCUGGGGGUCUGGCGCAGACGCUGCGCGAGUUCAAAAAAGGGCGAAGCCCCUCGCUUCGUAUGGCUAUAAAAUCCCGGAAAAUCUCCAGAAAAUCCCCAAGCCACCCCGACCGCGGUACAGGUUUGGGCUGCUUUUUCGUUGUUUCUUCGUAGUGUUUUGCCCUCGCUCAGGCGCUGCCCCGUUUCUGUGUCCGCGAGAUGUGUCCGGGGGGAGGUGCUUCAGAUUGAUAGGCUCUGUGCUGCAAAGUUUUGGAAUGUCUCUGCGGCCUCUCUUCAUAUGACUAGAAAGUCCCAAAGGCUUCGCAGCUUUUCCCAUUUAUCGGCCCCACGUGGGUAUCCACUCCUAAGGACAGAAUAUUGAAGGUAAUUCGAAAUAAAUAGAACCGGGUCCGACCUGUGUAUCUUCUUGUUAUUUUCGCGCAAGACGCUUGCUAGUGCCGCUAGCGUAAUAAAUAGUAGUGCUACAGGUACGCACUACUUGCAUAGACUAUAUGAUUGAUACGUAGAAGAAUUCGUGACGAAUUAUUUUCCCCAUUCACCUCGUUUUUAGUUAAAAGUUCUAGUGCGGGGGUAACUACGCUAAACGACGUACAUCAGUCUAGUUCCCUCCUUAUUAUUUCCCCCACUCCGAGCACGAGCUGUGCUGGACGAAGGGAAGUCAAUGAACACUAAGUCGCCUCAGGUGUUGCAGCCGAAACCGAAUGCUGCCAGGAAGCAGGAAGUCCAGUCAGUCCCAGUGCAAGGACCUGGCCUUGAGAGGCUCAAACAACAUUCAGCGAGUGAAGCUUGGAUGUGGUUGACGCGCAUCAGCUCCGAGGGAAAAGAACGAGGCACCUGGGAUAGAGGCGACAUCGCAGCCAUCUUGCGAGAACCCUCGGACCGUGGAGUGGAUUUGCUCGCUGUUGCAGGAGCGUAUGUGAAUGGAGAACCGUUACGGCUCUUAUUUAUAGACUAAAUAUAUGGUGCGCCAGCGCCAUCCGUGCUGACGCCGCCGUAAAUCUACUCAGCAUGCUCGUUCGUGUUUCUGUUUUCCCAAGGGGAAAAUAAAACGCCAAGAACAAGAAGGACUAGCGAUCAUAUAUAUCAUGCGCAGGGGAAUUAUGACGUGCAAGAAAAGAGCCUCUAACAAUUUUAGCAAAUCGAAGCCAGGUGCAACGCGCUUACGGGUUGUUGCAGAAACUACAGACAUUGCCGCAACCAGAGACAGGACUAUCAGCAAGCGACGCAGAGGAAUGGGCCACAAAUUAAGGGCACCACUAAUGUAGCACUCAACAUUUCGACGUGGCCUCGCUUUCUCCUCAGUGGACCACGACAACUAGUAGACGAGGCGCUGCUACUAGUAGAGAGGCACAGCGAACACUCAGGGAAAUAAAGAGCACUCAGCCAGAACAAAUGAUGUUGAAUAGAGUACUUUUCUAACAUCAUGUCUGGCGGCCUUUUGAUGAACUAAAAGAAACCAUUCGUAAGAACAACGAUGCGAGACCGAUGGCGACGCGUGACACUAACACCAUGGACAUGGUACUAGCGUCUAAACCUAGAUACAACUUGUUCUUUGCUCAAUAAGCUACUUGUGUAGAUGGAAUGCUUACAGUCUAGCCACUCCUUGCAUCUUUCUCUUAUAAUUUAGAUGGAGCCGGUUAGUUUUGUAGCCGUAGUAAGUCUUAGACUUCCCGUCCGUCCCUUCGUGUUGCAUGUACCCGACAGAGCUGGCAAAGGUGGCAAGGGUGGACCCCUCUGGCGUGUUGCAUGUGCCCAACACUACAGACCUGGCAAAGGUGGCAAGGGUGGACCCCUCUGGCGAGUUGCAUGCGCCCAACCCUACGCCAAGGGGGUGGGCCCCGCCUUGCCUCCUCUGCCAGCUCUGUCGGGCACACGCAACACGACAAGAGGGCCCAGCCAUUGCCACCUUUGCCAGGUCAGUAGGGUACGCGCAAGAAGCGGGGAGGGGUCAGAAGUGGGCGCUUUGAGGCCUUCCCGCCCGGCAGCCCCUCGACCGACCUGGCAAAGGUGGCAAGGCUGGACCCCUCUGGCGUGGUCCGCCCAAGAUCCAUCCACAGGGGGGGUGGGGUCGAGAAAGGGACCCCCUGGGCUUUACGGGGAAACCAGUCGAGUUCUCGGAUUGGAACUGUGCCGGCGUCGGUGGAUUCUACUGCGGUCUGGCUCUCUUUUGUGUGUUCAAGCUCCGGCGGCUUCUCUAGUCUGUUACCUGAGCUGUAGGGGGGAACAGAAAGGCCGAGAGAGGGACGCGGAAAAGUCCGAGAGAGGGACGCGGAAAAUGUUCCCCGGGCAGAAAAUUUAGCAGGAAGUCCGAGAGAAUGAGAGAAAGACUGCCGCAGCUUCCCGGGCUGAAAAUUUCUACCAACGGAAAAAGAACCCACAUCCCCGAGCUGACGUUAGUGGGGGGGAUUUUGCAGGGGUUUUGUUUGUUUUCUUGUUUCGAGUCUCGCUUCCAAGGAAAGACAUAGAAGAGAGGGCCAAUCAGGCGCCUCAAAUCUUGUCAGCCGAGGAAAUGCCUUGAGUGAAUCUGGAGCCAAGUGGCUCGCAAUGAAAGAAGAAAAGAAGCGACGGGAAUUAUUUGCGGAACCUAGUGCGGACCAAUGUAAAAAAAGGCCUCAGCUCCUUUGUUGGACUGUCGGGCUGAGAUUGCAAAUUGGUACCCAUUUGCAGCCUCAGGAAGGCUGAGAAUCGGGAAAAAUUUACUCAAGAACUGAAACAAACACGCACAAGGAACCAACGAAACGAAAUCGGUCUGCAAUCUCCUUUCGAACCACUUGCGCCGGCGGUCUUCGAGGCCUUUCAAACUUGAGGGAUGGACAUGGAGGAUCUUCAGGGAGCUGCGACCGUGACUUCUUAACAGCGAGGGGCCUAGACGGCGAGGGGGAAAAGUUCGGCAGAAAUUCACAGAGCCCGGCAAAAAGUCCAAGAGGAAGGGGCGGGGAAAAUGUUCCUGGUGGCAGAAAAUGCGGCAGAAAGUCCAAGAGGGGGGCGGAGGAUGUUCCCGAUUGCCAGAAAAUGCGGCAGAAAGUCCAGGGGGGGCGGAAAGUGUUCCCGGGUGGCAGAAAGUCACGGAGGGGGGUUGAAAGUGUUCCCGGGUAGGCAGAAAACGCGGCAGAAAGUCACAGAGGGGGGCGGAAAAUGUUCCCGGGUGGCAGAAAGUCACAGAUGGGGGCGGAAAGUGUUCCCGGGUGGCAGAAAAUGCGGCAGAUAGUCAGUAGCUGUUAGUAGUAGUUAGCAGCUUUUAGCAGUUGUUAGUAGUUGUUAGCACCACAGGAACCACGACAGGAACCACAAGAACCACAGGAACCACAGGAGGCCCCAGCACGAGGCCCCAGCGGGAGGCCUCAGCAGGGACGAGAUGGCAUCCCGCUCCACCCGAUCGGUGGGCUUGCAUCAUCAUCAUCAUCAUACCCCAGCAGGAGCAGGACCCACCUGGCGAUCGCUUGGCCCCAGAUCAUCUCCCAACCAGUUUCCCCGUAAGGCCCAGGGGGUCCCUUUUUCGAUCUUAAGGGGGGGGGCUUCCUCCUUGGUACAUAUAUAGAGUAGUUUAUAGAACGGACGUAGGAUGGACUUGGAUGGAUCGGGUGGAUCGGAUGGGCCCCCCUGAUUCUUCCGACCUUACUCGAAAUAUUGGGAAGUCCAUCCGUUCCAUCCGAUCCACCCCAUCCCGGAUCUGGCACCUUUGUAGUCAGUCAUUCUAUAUAUAAAGCGAGACGAAACCUGAGACCUCAAGAGAAGCAGCUCUAUGGCUAUUUUAGAUGUACGCAAAUCACGGCAAAAAGGUGUGGGCUAGAUGUAUACACUUGAGACCGGGAAAGGUGUACUCUCAAAACGCAGCGCACUCGCACGAGAUGACACCGGGCUGAUUCGUAAUGGGUGUGUCUGCGAAGUUCCAUACUUUGAGACAUACGGAAAUCAAGGGAAAGGCGUGCGGGCUAGAUGUAUACACCUCACGCCGUAAAGUUUAGAGCUCCUGUCCUUCGCUUUCCGUGCGUCUUUUGCAUGAUCUUGCUCCUGCUAAGCAUUUUGGAAGUGCGCGCUGUGUUUGGGCAGUGCCUGCGCCGCAUAGCUUGCCCGCCUGGCUUAGCUUGCUCGCCUGCUGGGCAUGGCUUGCUUGCUAAGCCUAGCCCCAUCCUGCUUGCUGUGCUUCGUUGGUCAUAGGAUAGUCUGCCCGCCAGGCAUAAUGUAAGCGGCUUGCUGAGAGCAGCCUGCUCGCAAGGCUUGGCCCGCCUGCUCCACGUAGUUCGCACGCUCGUUGCAAAAUAAACCCAACCACCACAAGGGCAGCCCAGCAAGAUCCCACCACAGGCCACGCCGCGCCAGAUUCUUCUGGUUUUUUUUCUUGCUAAUUUCGCCGGGUGAAUGAAAAGGGUCAAGGGAUGAACACACCAGAAAAAGACACAUGAGAGCAGGGCGGAGCAGCGUGCGACAACCAUGCACCAACGAACACACCACGCACAACCACACGAAAACGGAAGCGGAACCAGUGCGAGUGAUCUUCUGUGAGGGAAGUGUCUACGCUUUGAAGCCGUCAAGAAGAGCAGAAAAGUAAAGGGGCGCCGCGGUAUAGAUUUAGAUAUCUGGAGACAUUUUGUCGCUUUCUUCUGUUUUGAGGAAAGUGAAAGAAAGCAAGAGAAAGCAAAAGCUGAGGUCGGACAUGACGAGACACAACGAACGAGAGACCCCAGACUGAUGACGGAGCGCCAUCGAAUUCAUCGACUAGGGUACUAAUCUUGUCGGACAGUUUUCGAAACCUUCAAAACAGGCACAGGGUGAACUGAAUGAACCAGCGUAGGCUUUGUUUUACUACCCAAAAUGAUUACACCUGGCCCAACUCCUUGGGCCUAGUGUUGGAGACCACCGCGUCGAUGCGAAACAUGGCCGCGAGAUCUUCGCGAAAAGUUGCCCGGGUUGGUCUUCGUUGCCUCUGUCUUUUUGAGUAUGGAAAAGGAGGCGGCGCGGCCUCGGGUGCUUUGUCUUUGUGUUGUGUUCCUCUGUUGUUGACAGCCCCGGCGCCAGUUGAGUGCGGACCGCCCGCACGUCAUUGGCGUCGGCGCUGCUUGGAAUACAGCCGCGGCACGCCUGUGCAAGCUCCUCGAGGUGUAGAGAACCCGGGCGGAGGACGGGGGAAACGCAGGCGGGGAAGCAGUGGCAAAGCGGGGCGGCGUUGGCCAUCUUUCUGCGCUUGGGCGCCUGGGUUGGCGCUUCGUUUUUUUCUCUAUAUGAAAAAAAAAAAAUCUUCGCGAAAAGUUUGCGAAAUCUUUCAAAAGAAUCUUUGCGGAAUCUUUCCGAAAAGAUAAGCGCAUGAAGUUCCAACAUUGUCAAAACUUGCAAACUUUCCGCAAACAUUCCGCGAAGAUUUUGAAGCUUUCGUCUUCCAUGUUUUUUUGAUGAAGACAUGGAAAUAAGUCGCCGAGAACAAACUCGCAACAGCUUGCAACGAAACCGCAUGGGGCUCCGCGCUUGUUGUCUGUGGUUUUUGUGGUUUCUCUGUUCUUCUCUCCAGGCUUGGCAGGCCUCUGGCGUUGUGCAUUCGUUUGAGAAUUUGGCGCGAGGCUACGCCGCGGACUGGUUCGCCGGCUUGUGAUGCUCUCGGCGCAGUGGUUGGCUUGUCUGUGUGUGGGUUGUGUCGGUUUCGUUUUCGGAGCUCCUCUUGGCUUCGUUUUAAUGAGACAAGGACAAGGGCCGCGCGCGUGAGCCUCGGCAACUUUUCGCCAAGAUUUUCCGCCACCGGUGAUUGUCGGGCGCGGUGGUCUCCAACUAGUGUGGUCGAUCGCUCAGCGCUCUGGUAUUUGUUGCUCGGUGAAGAGCAGCGCGGUUAGCCGACAUCAACCAGCUGCGCACGAACUUAAACGGCAAGAGACCCAGCAGCGGGAACCAACCUGCGUGCUCGCGGACUCUUUUCACCUGCUUGGGGCUGGUCUUCCUCCUCGUUACUCUUACUCGGCGAGGGGAAGGCGAUGGAGUGGCACAGCUUCGCUUGGCCCAAUCUGCCACCGGAAGACAAGAAGAGAGCCCGGCAGCUGCAGGGGGUGUCACGGAGCUAACCAGCGUCGGCAGUAGACUACGGCCCUCAGGGGGUGGGGGCCAUCUGUUGGGCUGUGGAAUGGUGCACGCACCUCGUUCAUCUUCAUGAGCUUCACCCGGAAAAGCACGAGCCAAACACGAGGCAGACAGCCAGCGCGACACACACAGGCCGCCCACGGUAGGCCCGUGACUUAACUCGAGGACAAGACGCAACCACGCGCCAACCGCGCACAAGGAAGGCGCGCCGCCCUCGGCUGAGAAGAUGGAGCAGCAAAUUGCCUUUGCGCAUGAGGUUACAGAAGUGGGCGGGCCUUUGAAUCUUCCGACGCGGUGCAGCUACUCCGAAGGCGCUCGGUGAGCUGCAACAACCAAGGCAGCCGCCGCGGGGUCUCUUGGAUCGAUAGCGAAACUACAGACGUGCUGGCAGUGGUCAUAUGUAACACAAGGCAGAGCGAGCAAGCUGGCCGCCGGUGGUGUGUGAGAGGGUGCAAGCACUCCCAGCCAACUCCGUCGCUCAUACUUAGUCCGCAGGCGGUAGCGACUCACAUGAAAAACUUCGGCGAGGCCGGUGCGGAUUCGUUGUGGGUAGAAAUGGGCUGGGGCGGGGAAUGAGGGAGGGAAUGGGCUGGGAAAUGAGGGGGGAAAUCAGGUGGGAAACAGGGCGGGAAAUGUAUGAGCUUGCUGCGUAAUGAGGUGAGAAACGAAUCCGCGCCCCUCUGUUUCCCUCCAGUGAGUCACCUUUUUCCGUCCAGAUAUAUUUUCGCCCCGCGGUCAUUUUUUUCCGUCUGAUUUGAGUCUGGUUCUGGAAUGAGGUGGGAAACCGGGCGGGAAAUGAGGUGGGGAACCAGGUGGGGAAAGGAAUUAGCUGGGGGCACCUUUUUCGACUAUUUUCCAAGAAGAAAGUCGAAGGGGAUGGCUUUCAGCUGGGAAAUCGGGUGGGGUUUCCCACCUGAUUUCCCACCUGUCAGCCGAAGUGCUCGGAAGUUUUUCACUUUUUGGCAAAAAAAUCAGCACUAAAAACACACAAAGGGCGACCGACAAGGAAAGGGGGAGGGAAAAAAGUGGAUGCACGGUGAAAAUCGAGGGCAAGGCAGUACAAAACGACCGCGGCCUGGACCGGAGAAAAAGGGCGGCUGGAUAGUUUUCUGCCCCAUUGGCUGCCCCAUUUCCCACCCCAUUUCCCGGCGCCUCACUUCCCAACUUACUCCCUGAGAGAGCCACUCCUUACCCCAUUUCCCAUCCCAUUCCCCACCCCAUUGCCCACCCCGUUUCUUGCCUCGUUUCUUGCCUCGUUUCUCGCCUCGUUUCCCACCUCGUUUCCCGCCUCGUUUCCCGCCUCGUUUCCCGCCUCGUUUCUCGCCUCGUUUCUCACCUCAUUCCACACCACCCUCCCCACCCCAUUGCCCACCCUUCACUCCCACGAGACAUCUCUGCGCUCUACUUGAAGAAUGGAACAAAGACAAGCACGGCACACACAUCGCCCCGACUUCGGAGCCCGCAGCGAGCCAGGCGCCUACCCCUUGCACCGGCGUCACCCUUGCCCCGGUGCUGGGGACUUAUUGAACGCCGUAGAGCUGUUUCGCGACGCGUGACGCCCACCGCGUCACGCCCAGAGCUUCGGGGGGGAUGAAGUGCCUGCCUUCAAUUUCAAGCGUCACGCAGCACGCAGCAACGGGUAGGAGGUGCUUGAUUUUGAUGAAUCUAGAUUCUCGCUAACUUAUAUGAGGCCUGUGGGUCCUUGAUAGAUCCGCGGAUCCUCGAUAGAUCCGGGGACCCUCGAUAGAUCGGUGGAUCCUUGAUAGAUCCGCGGAUCUUCGAUCGCUCCGCGGAUCUUUCUAUUCUUCGGUAGAUCCGUGGAUCCUUGAUAGAUCCGUGGGUCCUUGAUAGGUCUGUGGAUCCUUGAUAGAUCCGUGGAUCUCGUCUUCGAUCACUCCGCGCAUCUUUCUUUGAUAGAUCCGCGGACCCUUGAUAGGUCCGCGGAUCCUUGAUAGAUCAGCGGAUCCUUGAUAGAUCCGUGGGUCCUUGAUAGAUCCGUGGGUCUUGCUUGAUAGAUCCGUGGAUCCUUGAUAGAUCCGUGGAUCCUUGAUAGAUCCGCGGAUCCUUGAUAGAUCCGUGGACUCUUGAUAGAUCCGCGGAUCCUUGAGGGAUCCGUCUCCGUGGAUCCUUGGUAGAUCCGUGGAUCCUUGAUAGAUCGGUGGAUCCUUGAUAGAUCCGGGGAGCUUCGGUCGCUCCGCUGAUCUUUCCGAGAUAGAUCCGUGGACCUUCGAUCGCUCCGCGGAUCUUUCUUUGAUAGAUCCGUGGAUCCUUGAUAGAUCCGUGACUGAGUCCUUGAUGGAUCUGUGGAUCUUUGCUAGAUCCGUGGAUCUUCGAUCGCUCCGCAUCAAGAUCAAGGAGAGCGACAGGAGCCGCCCUUAUAAUAGGGGGAAGUAUGCGGUGGGACUCAUUUGGACAGCUCUACGGCGUUCGGUCCGCCUUACGCUUGGACCCCGGCCGCGCCCCAGUAGGUGGCGGGGGUCGCUGGGUGUGGGACCUCGACACCCAGGCCCCGGACGCCGCCUGGUGGCCGCAGCGUCGCUCCUGACCUUGGACCCAUCGAGGGCUGUGCAGGUAACAGACGUAGCAGCUUGGUGUCUGAUUCUAACGAGCCAACAAGCAAACAAGCGAGCAAGACUGGCCGGCCUUUGCUGCAAAUAAUGCCGGCACCCCAGCCGCAGCUUCAGCCAAUGCCUCGCCCUUACUUGACACUCCAGCGCGCGCGCCUACUCUGUCGAUGGCAAUAAUGUGCGCCAUCUACCGCUCUCGCGAUGAGUCAGCCGCCCCAUUGUGGGCGCCCAUGUUGCGCAAUGCAUCCGCCAGCUUCUAACCACAGGCUUGGCAGCUUGCUCUGGCCAUCAAGGUAAAGGCGGGCGGCUCGCUCGUUCUGAGUCUGAGCAUGUGCGCUCACUUUAGUUGUGCCGUCUUGGUCUUUCUCACCGUGUCAAUAUAUAACUAUGUAAAUCUAACCGGCGACAGUACUCUGACUCAGUUGGGAGCCAAAAGGCUCGCGGGUGUGUUUCUUUGUUUCAAGAGACAGCCUCCAGCGAACAAGAAGCAGGCAGGGCGCCUCAUAUCUAUCAAAGCGCGCGCCUUCAAAUGAGCAAAGCCCUCAGACUGACCAAGCAAGGGCAAGGCGCUACGCUUUCGGGCGGGAUCUUUGUGGGCUUUUGGGGUGGGCUUGUGGGCUUUUGGGGUCGCAAAGCUCGGCGUGGCUGGCUUGCUGGGUGUGCUUGAGUCUGCUUGCGGGGCAUGGCGUGCUUGCAGCUGAGCAUAACGCGCCUGAGCGGAGUAGGCUGCUCACUUAGUAUAGCCUGCGCGCUAAUGGCUAUAGCUUUUCUGCUAUGCGCUCAGCCUGCGCGCGGGGCGUGGCUUUUGCGCUGAGCAUUGCUCGCGCCUUAGCUUAAGCAUAGCGCGCGCGCUAAGCUUAGCCCGCUUGCUAGGCGCGUCUUGCUCUUGCUUGCUUGGCGCAGCUUGUUUGCUCGGCCUCGGUGUGGCUUACUUGCUAAGCGUGGCCUGAUUGCGUUGCCAAGCGUCACACGCUUGCCGGGUCCGUGCGUCUGGUGUGUAUCUGUGUGUUGUAGAGCGCGCCCGCGUGUGGCACGUAACUGCUUCGCGUGUGCCAUCUGGAGAGGAGAAACACAUGCUCCAGCUCUGUCAAAGGCUUUCCAAACGAGACGGGUCGGGCGUGGGCAUCAACUGCGUAAAGCUGCGCCAUUUGGGUGGGAGAUCUGAGCCAGCUCAAAGCGCAAAGCCUUCCAAGCGGGCCAAAAAUGGGCAGCAAUCUCCGGAAGUUGCGCCAUUUGGAUCAUCGGCCACCGGAGGGCUGAGCUUGCUAGCCUCCCAAAUGGUAAGACCUUCCAAGCGGUUCAAAUGUGAAGAAAAGGAGCCGCAUCAAGUUGCGCCAUUUGGGUAGGGGGUGAGACUUGAGCCAGCUCAAAGGGCAGAGCCUUUCGGGCUAGCAGGUCAAAAGCAGGCAGCAGCCUCAUAGGGUUGCGCCAUUUGGAUAGGUGACCUGAGUCAGCUCAAAGGGUAAGACCUUCCAAGCAGGCCAAAAGUAGACAGCAGCCCCAUAGAGCUACUCUCUUGGUUAAGGGAUCUAACUAAGCCACCCGAAGGGGCUGGGCCAUCCAGGUGGGCCAAAUGUGGCCAGAAACUCGCCAGGGGUGUGCCAUUUGGGUAGGCGAUCUGCGUCAGAUCAAAGAGUAAGACCUUCCAAACAGGUCAAAAGUUAGAAGCGACCCCAUAAAGCUACACAGCUGGGACACAUAGGAGACCAGAGGCAGCCCAAAGGGCAAGGCCCCGCAAGCAGCUCAAAGAAAAGCAGGCAGGGACCCCCCGAGCUUGCCCAUUUUUUGGGUAGGUGGCAGGCUCACUCUGAGUCAGGUCAGCCCAAAGGGGAAGCCCUUCCCAGCUGCUCAAAGGUAGGCAGAGACAAACUUCGCAAAGCGGUGCCAUUAAUUUGGGUAGGAGAUCUGAACCGCCUCAAAGGGUAAGCGUAAGGCCAUCAAAGCGGGCCAAAAGUGGGCAGCAAACUCAUAAAAAGCGCGGCGCCGUUUGGGUGGGGGACCUGAGUCAGCUCCCCAAAAGGUCGGGCCUUCCAAGCGGGUCAAAAGUGGCAGCAAUCUCACGAAGCUGCGCCAUUAAUUUGGAUAGGGACACGGGUCAGCUUGAUUGCCAAAGGGUAGACUAGAACCUUUUAAGCAGCUCAGAAGCAGCGGGCAGCAGUCUCCUGGGGUGGCGUUAUUAAUUUGGGUAGGGGGCCCGAGUUGGUUCACGGUAAGGCUUUGCAACUUGGGCAGCGGUCUAAAACCGGUUCAAAGGCUAAAGCGUGGCACUUUGCCAGUGCUCCCGCUUGUGUAAAACGUAGCAGCUUCUGGCAUGUGGCUGAGUUCCUUAUGCCGUGCCCCGCUACUCUUUCUUCACGUAAUUCGGAGCGCGCCGGUCGGCCGUAGAUCUAUAAUAUAGCUCGUAGAAUUUGCGAGACUUUUCCGCCUUGCCCCGGCGUGUGUACACGCCGGGGGCGCGUGGGCGGUAAUUUAGAUGGAACAGAACGAAAAGCUUGAUUCUGAAUGAACGAAACAACCCAGAUGAUGGCGGAUGCGAAGCAAGAUGCGCAAGGUCGUUAUUUGUGCAUGGACGUGAAACCAGAAAGCAGAAAUUGCAAAGGCUCCAAACUACGAUGGACCGAUGAUACGUUCAAGGCAGGCACUGACCCGACCAACAUUUGUUGUAAGCAUGGUAAUUGAAGAAUUUACAAAGUCUUGAAGCCUGUCAUGAUUGAAGCUAUACUGAUACUCGUCAACAUCAACUACAGCAAAACUAGAUUUAAGCACCAAUAAUAUUAGAUGAACGAAGAGAAAGACAAAAUGAUGUUUGUCAAAACGCUACUCUGAUGCUGACAAGGCGAACAAUGAACAACUCUGUGUCCGUACUGGAAAAGCAGAUGUUUUGGGUGGUUGUAGUCCGCAAUCUCACAAGUAGAGGACGAUUUCCAGUAGGAUGUGGAAUGUAAACAUGAUCAGCAAGAGUUUGGCUUUGGAUUCCUUGUGAUAACAAUUUAAGUGGACGAAAAAGUACCACUUGUAAAAGUAGGCUGUACAACGUAGUAGUUCUAGUUGUGCGACGUCCAGGUCCAGUACAAGUACAUCAAGUACAAGUAUAUAGCUUUUCCUAUUCCUGCUAUGGUUGUGGUCAUAAGAAAGAAGAAGAAUGACCUUUUUCGAACAACUCCGAGUCUUUUGCGAUUCUUGUUCUAGAUAGCGAACCAAUGUGGCAGGGGAACUUGUAGUGCAGCGGAGAUUACGAGAUCAUCA
Messenger RNA from Amoebophrya sp. A25, 25970 nucleotides. Lineage: Eukaryota; Dinophyceae; Syndiniales; Amoebophryaceae. The record is from the annotation of a GenBank genome assembly.